Messenger RNA from Zophobas morio, 5633 nucleotides. Its product is annotated as CLIP-associating protein. Gene Ontology annotation, molecular function: microtubule binding. The transcript has 22 exons. Gene Ontology annotation, cellular component: cilium; cytoplasmic microtubule. Lineage: Eukaryota; Metazoa; Arthropoda; Insecta; Coleoptera; Tenebrionidae. Gene Ontology annotation, biological process: microtubule cytoskeleton organization. Bases 186 to 4538 code for a protein of 1450 amino acids. The record is from RefSeq and is a predicted model, not a curated record.
UCUUGCGUUGAGCGUUGACGGUUGUUGUCAAAUCUGUCAUGUUGUGGAAAGAAUAUGGCGGCGUGAGAAGGCCCCCAAAAUUAGUUUGUUAGUGAAAUUAGUGUCCAAAGUACUGUUUAUUGUGAUAGUGUAACGUUAAAGGUGGUUUUCCAUGAAAUUGCACAUAACUUGACAUAAUAGCCACAAUGGCAUAUUCUCUCCCGAAAGACUUGGACGGGUUCAUCCCCCAUCUGGCCAAAGCAGACACGAGGUUCCGGCUGCAGGUCGGAGCCGACCUUCUGACUUACCUGGCCGAACCUUCGAAUCCUAUCGUAUGCCAGGACAUCGGGCUGCUCAUCGACGGCUUGAUCCCCUGGAUGCAGAGCAGCAACUACAAGGUUUCCAGCAAUGGCAUCGAGGUCAUGACAUAUCUAAUAGACAGGCUCGGGACCGACUUCAGACCAUACCUACAGACAGUAUUACCAAACGUGAUAGACAGAUUGGGCGACGCCAAAGACACCGUGAGGGAAAAAGCCCAGCUGCUGAUCCUGAAACUGCUCGAGAGGAACGCGCUUUCGCCGCAGACGCUCCUGGAGAAGCUCACGCCGGGCUUCACGCACAAAAACGCCAAAAUCCGGGAGGAAGUGUUGCGAUGUCUGCUCAACACGCUCAAUGAACACGGCGCCCAGUCGCUCACCCUGAGCCGCUUCAUCCCCGACAUAGUGAAACUCCUAUCGGACCCCACCUCCACCGUCAGAGACACCGCUUUCAACACCCUGGUCGACCUCUACAAGCACGUCGGCGAAAAGCUGAGGGUAGACCUCCAGAGACGCAACAUCGUGCCGCCCGCUAAAUGGCAGGCAUUGUCCGCCAGGUUCGACGAAGUCAAAGAUAGUGGGGAAUUGCUCCUGACGGCCAGUAGGUCUGCGGAUUAUAACACCGACGAGAUAGACAGGGCGGUGAUGCAGAAGCCGGUGAUUCCUGUGAAGAAGGCCAACCUGGGCAGCGGCGUCAAAGCCAGGACCAUCACGACGGCGAGCAGCGCCAAUCCCGUUUUAAGCAGAGUGGGUUCCGUGAGAAAACUUCACUUUUCAUCGGGUUCAGCUGGUAGCGUGGACGAAGAUACGUUUACCAGGUCGUUCGAGGACGUGCCCACGGUGCGAAUUUUCUCUCCACGUGAAGUGAACGACCAUAUGAAAAACAUCCAGGACACGAUAUCCGACCCUAGUAAAGAAUGGAACAAACGAGUGGACGCUUUGAAAAAAAUCCGCGCCCUCAUCCUCGCCGACGCGAUGAACUACGAAGAAUUCCACCACGGCCUUAAGCAACUCGACAUCCCCCUCCAGGCCACCAUCAAAGACCUGCGAUCCCAGGUGGUGCGAGAAGCCUGCAUCACAAUCGCCUACCUAUCCCAGGUCAUAGGCAGCAAAUUCGACCGAACCGCCGAGCUCCUCAUGCUGCCCCUACUCAACCUGAUCCAGAACUCGGCCAAGAUCAUGUCCACGUCCGGCAUCGUCACCCUGAGGUUCAUCAUCCAGAACAUCCACAGCCCGCGCCUCAUCCCCAUCAUCACCAGCCACGCCGCCACCUCCAAGAGCAAGGACAUCCGCAGGAGCUGCUGCGAGUUCCUCGACUACAUCCUCAACAACUGGCCUCCGCACUCGCUCGAGCGGCACGUGGCGGCCCUCCAGGAGGCCGUGAAGAAGGGAAUCGCGGACGCCGACCCGGACGCCAGGGUGUCAUCGCGAAAGGCGUUCCGGGGCUUCCGGGAACACUUCCCGGACCAGGCGGAAGCGCUGCUGCAGAGUCUGGAGCCUAGUUACCGAAGGGCCUUACAAGGGGAUGGGAUGUCGGCGAGUUCGUCUAAUAAUAAUCUAGCGAGCGGGUUCAAGACGCCGAGGGGGUAUGGACGGACUUUGGCAACGCCGCAAAGUGCCACAGGUAGCACCGAAAACCUCACCGGUACCGGUGGUGGCCUUCAGAGGGCGCCUUCGUUGCCCAGAAGCUACAGACAACGUAGCGGGAUACCGGUACUCUCAAGGGAAAAUUCAGGCCGCAAAGGCUUCCGAAGCAAUUCAGCCAUCGAUUUGCAGGCGGCCCAGAGGGCGAAAGUGCGAGCUCAAUAUGCCGCCAUGGGGCGUAAUAAAAUAUCGUCGGGGACGGCUAGUCUGCAGGGAGAGGUUGCGCAAUCAGCACGGCCGAGGAAAGCCGCCGACACGGUCUCCACCCAGUCGCCAGAACGCCUCGGAAGAACGAGGAACAGAAACUCGCAAUCUCAACCGACCAGCAGAUCGGGCUCUCCGAGUUCGCGUCUGGCCUACUUGUACAAUAGGAGCACGGAGCACGAUUCUCCCAGACCUCGAAGACUGUCUUCAGGCAUCCCCAGGUCCACCACCGGAUCGCGGGACACCUCCAGAGAGACCAGCCCCAACCGAUCCACUCUGGGUAGAUUUAGAAACCGAGGAAGCGAGAGGCCUCCUCUGAGCCCGGCCUCCAGGCCCGUGCUAGCCCAGAAAAUCCUCCAGCAGAGUCGAGAGGCCGAAAACGCUUUGGCGGACGCUUUCAAUGACUCAGCGGACCACUACCGGAGCCCCAGGAAAACCAUGCGUUCCUUGGAAAACCACUCAGACGAAUCCGAGACGUCUAGCGUAUGUUCGGAGAGAUCUUUUGAUUCGUUUAGGCGACCCAGUGACUCAUAUUCAUGGAGUGGUUCUCAGCAAAGACUUUCGAGCAGGGAGUUGUGGGAACCCUGCCGUGACAUCAACGAGAUCAUCUCCCUCUGCGCCAGCACCGUGUGGCAGGAGCGCAAGGACGGCCUCUUAUCCCUGCAAUAUUACCUCAGCAACGAAGUGCCGCUAACCCCCGGCGAGCUAAAAUACCUGACCGAGAUCUUCACGAAGAUGUUCAUGGACUCGCACACGAAAGGUCUGAGCGUGUUCCUGGACACCCUCCACGAAGUGAUCAAGAUGCACAAGAACGACCUCCACAGCUGGGUGUACGUUCUUCUGCAGCGAGUUUUCCUCAAGAUCGGCACGGAAACCCUCAACUCCGUCCAGUCGAAGCUGAUGGCCACGCUGGAGAUCGUGCGCGCCAACUUCCCGAUACCGCUGCUCAUGCAGAACGUGUAUAGGUUCCUGGUGGACGCGACGCAGACGCCUAACGUCAAAGUCAAGACGGUGGUGUUGACGUUCCUGACGGCGCUAUGCAACUGCGCCGACGGCAGCCAGUUCGUGGGGGCGGCGCCGGCCAAUCAGGCGCUCCAGAAGAUCGUGGCUUUCACGCAAGACAUGAAGUCGGUGGAGUUGAGGAACGCGGCGAAGAUUUGUAUUGUGGCGAUGUGGAACUGCAACACACCUCAGGUGACGAUGAUGCUGUCCGAGUUGUCCAAGGAGCAGCAAGACGUCGCCAGGAGCAUAGUCCACAACCACAUGAGGAAAAACUCGACCGGGAGCGAGCCGGGCAGCCCUCUGGUGAACCCCAGCCCGAAGACCCUGUCACCUGGGACGCCGCCCCUGCGCGAGGGUCUAGACCAAGAGGAGAUCUACAGGAGUCUGAGGAAGACCACCGCCGAGAUCCAGAACUACAGCUACGAGACGCUAGGUUCGAAAUUAGACAGAGACAGAGAUACCACGUCGCAAGAUUCAGGAAUAUCGCAGAUGUCCAUCGGGAACGACAUCAAAAGCGACAUCGGCAUCCUGGAGGAGAGGAUGGAAGAUCUCACCAUUCGGGCCAAUUUCAAUUCCCGUUCCGGACCCAGGUCCUUGCCGCCGUACACUUCCGUCAACGGGAUCACGGAAACCGACUCGAACGGCUACAAGAGUCUGGGCGAGUGGAAGGAGUCUGAUAUUAUUAAGAACAUUUUCGAGAAGUGCGUGGUGGAUCAUCCGACGCCCGUGCAGGAGAAGAGGAUGCUGCUGGCGCAGUUGAUCGACAUGAUCAAGCAAGGGCAGACGGAGUCGAUCGUUCAAAAUUUUAAGAAGCUUCUUCGUCUGCUGAUAGACAAUUUGAAUGAAAAAGACACGAACACUCAGGUUAUUGUAUUAGAAAUCCUAAGUGCGAUUUUCCAAAGCAAGGAACUGAAGGAUUGUUGGUGCAAUUUUGUAGAGUUGCUCACGUUGAGAGUCCUGAAUGCCCACUGUGAUGAAAAACGAGAGGUUGUGAAAAUGGCGGAAGCGACUGCCGCCGCCAUGAGCGUUUGUCCAUUCCAUACCAUCGUGACGACGCUCGCGCCUUUAAUCCAGACGAGUCCUUACCCUCCGGUCCUGGGGGCCAUCAAAAUGCUCACGAAGCUGAUCGAAACGAACCCUACCGACGUGACUGACGAACACUUAUCGAUGAUAAUGCCCGGAUUAAUCAAGAGCACGGAUCAUCUGGAAAGUGCCGUGAGGAAGAGUUCGAUUUUCUGCAUGGUGGCGCUGUACAAGGCGGUGGGCGAGGAGCGCCUGUCCUCGUACAUUUCGUGCUUGACCGGGAGCAAAGUCAAGUUACUGAGAUUAUACAUAAGUAGGUCGCAGCAGAACGCGUCUGUGCCGACCAGUCCAAAAAAUUCAGCUAGCUAGUCCUUUGAGAGUUUCGGUUAAUCUUCCAGAUGAUAGUUUAGCACAUUUUUAUUUUAUAAUAAGCUUAAUGAUUUCGAGAAUGCGUAGGUUAGUUUUUGUGUUAUAUUUGGCAGUAAGUUUACAAACCAAUGUGAUGACACGAUCUAAAAUGAGAAAUUUUGUAUAUAGUAAAUAUAGUCACUUAUUGCUUUUGUGUUAAUUUUAUAGUUAACCUUUUUACUAAUGUUACUGUUGUUCAUUUUUAUCGGUUAGGCGCACUGGAGUUUAUUUAAGUGCCAUUUGCGAGGGAAUUUUACAAACAAAAACAACAAAUUUACAUUUGCAGCUUUAAGUUUAACGUUGUUCUUUGAAGUAGAGUUAUUAUGCGUGUUUAUGGGCUUGAUGAGUUUACACUUUGGAGAGAGGUCUUAUUUGUAUAUAAGUGUAAUGUUGUUUUUGUUACUAUUCUUCAUUUACAUAUAUUUAUUGAACGUUCGAUUUAUGGGAAGAGUUGAAAAGAUAGAGUUUCGCGUGAGGUACUCUGCAUUUAAUUCGCGUGUUGUGAUGAUUACUGUAGUUCGUCAAAUGUGAGUUUAUUUACGUCAACCUUGCACAUUAAGUUUAUCUCCCUAGUCAUAGACAUCUGGUAUUGUUGUUGUCUUUUAAGUUUUUGCGAUUGUGUGGGACAGUUUUAUCAUUCGGCUGUACAUAUUUCAAUUUUGAUGUUUUCUAGACUAAGACCAGACGUUAUUAGAUUUGAUCUUUUUUUUUUUAUUGAAACGUUUUGUAUGACUGCGUUGAUGAUUCGGUUAAAUCCAACUGAUAUAGAAUAUUUUGAAGACUUGUAACAUGCAACAUAUUUGAGUAGAUGAUAUAACUGCAGAUUUUUUACAUAGAAAUUUCAAGAUCUAGCUUAAAGAAAUGAUAUUUUAUAUGCCAAAUAAUAUAUUAACUGUAUGUGCUAUAUCUUUUUUUAAACAACCUUCGUAGCCUGUAUAUACUGUACCUUAGGACUAGCGCUGCAACCACGUCAAAGAAGUGCUUUGCCAUUGGUUUUGUUUUCAAUAACCAUCCCAGCUGUACAUUUCAGUAUGACCUAUUAAAACCUAAUUUCAA